AGAGAGGAUUGCUUCCAUUUUAAGAAGGAAGGUGGGGGGUUGGGUUGGGUUGGGCAUUUGGCUGUGGGCUGGGGAAAAAAAAAAAAAAAACAACACCAACACCAACACCAACAACAAAAGAAAUAUUAAAAACAAAAAUAAUACUACUGAGAAGUGAAAUUCAAGGACGGAGAUACUAUAUAAAAACCAGCGACAGAAUGAACAUGAGAAACAGAAUAGCCGCAAUCGACUAGGUUGGUGGGUGCCAGAGUCGCAGGGUCGCCGUUGGUGCUAAAGAGAUCAAGAGGCGCAUAGGUUUCUUCAUUGAUUCUAAUGGCGUCUAGGUUGUGGGCUUCCAGGGCUGCUUCACAUCUCAGGAUCUCUGUGCUCCACAGAGGGUUCUCUUCUGUUGUGAAAGAUCUAAAGUAUGCAGACUCUCAUGAGUGGGUGAAAGUUGAAGGCACUUCUGCUACUGUAGGCAUAACUGAUCAUGCUCAAGAUCAUUUAGGUGAUGUUGUGUAUGUUGAAUUGCCGGAAGUUGGGGCUGCUGUAAGCCAAGGCAACAGUUUUGGUGCAGUUGAAAGUGUCAAGGCUACUAGUGAUAUCAACUCUCCUGUUUCUGGAAAAGUUGUUGAAGUCAACGAAGAACUCAGCAACUCCCCGGGUUUGGUUAAUGCAAGCCCCUAUGAAAAUGGAUGGAUUAUAAAGGUGGAGAUGAGCGACUCCAAUGAAGUGAAAUCAUUGAUGGGGUCGGAUCAGUACUCCAAGUUCUGCGAGGAAGAAGAUGAAAAACAUUGAACCAACUUUUGGGAUUGGGAUACUUUGGCACAUGGAUGGAUGGAGCUGAGUCAGGGAAGGUGGAAAGUGCACCAAUCAUUUUUGUUCAUAUCUUUACCCAACAAUGCAUCCAACCCCAAUUUUCUUUUGGGCUAUGUAUUUGGUGUCGGUGUGUCGCGUUUAUGUUCAAAUUUGAAAUAAUGUUUCUUUUUAGGUGUUGGUAUUUGAUACCCCCGUGGGUGGGAGAGAGCUUUUGUGGUUCUACUUUCGCAUCAGUUAGGACUAGUAGGAAAAUGUGGCAAAUAAAUUUACAUUUAGGUUUUUGUGUUGAGCAAGAACUUUACAAGUUGAGAAUCAAGAGUUUGAAACUCCUAUUCUUACAA
Molecule: messenger RNA, 1139 nt
Organism: Malania oleifera
Lineage: Eukaryota; Viridiplantae; Streptophyta; Magnoliopsida; Santalales; Ximeniaceae
Product: glycine cleavage system H protein 2, mitochondrial
Exons: 3
Coding region: 313-777 (154 amino acids)
Biological process (GO): protein lipoylation; glycine decarboxylation via glycine cleavage system
Cellular component (GO): cytoplasm; glycine cleavage complex; mitochondrion
Source: RefSeq, a predicted model, not a curated record